This is a messenger RNA of Penaeus chinensis, 1224 nucleotides long. RefSeq lists its product as uncharacterized. The transcript has 7 exons. The record is from RefSeq and is a predicted model, not a curated record. NCBI's taxonomy places the organism in Eukaryota, Metazoa, Arthropoda, Malacostraca, Decapoda, Penaeidae. Bases 11 to 730 code for a protein of 239 amino acids.
ACUCCUCAGGAUGCUGCGAAUCGCUCUCGUGCUGUGUGUGGUGGCCUCCACCCUGGGCUCCAUGGUGCCCGAGGCUAUGAUUAAGAAGUAUUCUUACAUGAAGGCCAUGAAAAGUUGCGUGGGAGAAGAAACCGUCAAGAAGUGGAUGCUGAACAUGAAGGCGGCAAUUGCAACGUGCAAGGAAGAACCCGUGGGCGAUAUUGAUAUGUCUUCCUUCGAUGAUUUCUUGGCUGAUAUUACUCGCAGGCCAAAUAUUAUCCCCGUGCCUUUCCAACCCGGUAUGGUACACCCCAGGCACCCCGGUGGUCUUCACAGGAUGAAACGUUUCGUCAAUUCCGACGAGGCUGAGGAAAUGAAGGAGGAGUUGAAGACCAAGCUUAGCAACGUCACUUGCGCUCUCCUGAAACUAGAAUACAUCAAUGAAGAUAAGACACCUAACUACGGGAAGUUCAAAGAGGAAAUUGAAGCCAUGGAAAUCACUGACACGCUCAAGACUGAUUUCCUGAUGGCCGUGGACAUGUGCCAGAAAUUCAGCCAGUGCUUGCCCGUGGAAAAAAUCAAGCACCCCUUCAUGCAGGAGAUGGGAACUACCAUGGGCUUCAUGAAAUGCUGCGGCACGAAGAGGAUGGCGAUGUGCAUGAGGGAGGACUUCCGCAAAUACGCCGCCGAAAGUGGUUACGAAGGAGACGUUGAAGAACUAAUUAAUUUAAUGAUGGUCAAUGUGCCCUGAAGAUGUUGAAGGUCUGUUCGAAAGCCUCAGCAUGUAAAAGGAAGUCGAUGGAAGUGUGUCCUGUUUUCACCAGGGUUUUCCUUUUUCAGAUGGGUGGAGAGGUUUUGGCUUUUAUUUUCACUCCUCUGAAUAUUCUCUUGUGAUGACUAGGAUAAGAAAUCUUGACCUGGAAUGGCUUUGAAUUUUGUGAACAUAACAUCAUCUUUCUUUCCCUUUGUCCUUAUAGGGAAACCCACAAACAUUUCUUUUCAAAUGUUUUCAAAAGAUAAAUUCCUUCUUCCAUACCCUACCCUACACAAUUGAAUGAUAAAAAAAGACUAUCUGGAAGUGAAGUUUAACCACACUAGUUCGAGGGAAGUUUUCAUCAACAUGCAACACGUAUAGAAAUGCAAGUUAUCAUUUCUCACGAGCAUCAGAGAAGAGAAGAUAUUUUGUUUUGAUUUUGUUGCGAGGGCAUUUCUGUUAUCAACAAGAAAAUUAAAGUGCUAACGUUU